AUGGAUUAUUCAUCGACUUCAAACAAAAUUUUUCCAGAAAAUUCUAAUUAUAACGAGGAAAAUAACGAUGAAGAUUUAUUUGAAUGGCAAUACAUUGAACUUAUUCUUCACGGCAUGAACAUGGGAAAAUACUUGAAUAAUUUUGUUAAUUUAAACAUGUCCUUAACUACUUUUUUAAACAUGACUGAUGAUGAUCUUUUCAAUGUUGGAAUCAAUGAUGGAAACGACAGAAAAGUUAUUUUGGAUAAUUUAAAAGUGCACAAAAAUUAUGGUGAAAAUUGUCAUAUACCAGAAAGCCACUCACAGGAUUUACGAAUUGCAAAAAAUGUAUUAAGUCAAUUAGUGAUAUUAAAUAAAUAUGCUGCUCUACUCAAAUACAAAUGGAUAAAUCAAAAAUGUAUAGAAAUUGAUGAUGAUGAUGAUAAUUCUUAUACAACACAAUCUCUUCGAUUAUUUUCAAAUGUUUCACUCGAGCAAUGUAAUAACAUUAUUGAUAAAUUACAAGGUCCAGACAAUCUUAUCGAUCUGGUUUUGCAGGUCAAUAGCAUGAAACUUCCAGAAAAUUUAAGUGGACAUUUCAAUGAAAAAAAAUACAAAGUCGUUUAUAAUUAUAAAAAACUCAUCUACCUGUGUAUGGGAAUUUCCUUAUUUGCAUUUACAGCCAUGAAAUCAUUUAAAUUAGUCAAAGUUUAUGAAUGUGCUUUUCUCAUGUGA
Messenger RNA from Pediculus humanus corporis (human body louse), 714 nucleotides. RefSeq lists its product as uncharacterized. The record is from RefSeq and is a predicted model, not a curated record. Gene Ontology annotation, molecular function: protein binding. The coding region runs from base 1 to 714 and encodes 237 amino acids. The transcript is spliced from 5 exons. NCBI's taxonomy places the organism in Eukaryota, Metazoa, Arthropoda, Insecta, Psocodea, Pediculidae.